AUGGACGUCGGUGCUCAGCGGGAAACGGCCAUUGAAAAGGGAUUUGACCCGAUGUCACUUUAUAACCCCAACUUGAACGAUGUUGGUGAGCCGGUUCGUACAUAUCUCGAGGAACAGGGCAAUAUUCCGGCAGAGCAGAUUUUAGCUCACGUCAAGAAACUGCGGGAUCGCGCGUUUGCAGUGUUUCCAUAUGCCUGCGUGGGUCAGUUUUCAUUCCUCGAAUUAAGCAUCGCCGCCUCUCCAUGCUACCCAGAAAUGCUUGAUCGUGUAAAGCAUGGGGAGAAACUCCUUGACCUAGGAUGUGCAUUUGGGCAAGAGCUACGUCAACUGCUUUACGAUGGUGCACCUGGCGAAAACCUGUACGGUUCAGAUCUCCAACAGGCCUUUUUAGAUCUUGGUCAUGAGUUGUUCCUCGAUGAGUCCAAGCUACCCAAGUCUCAACUGAUUAGUGGAGAUAUCCUCGAUCCAAAGUGCCGCCUUCUCGUUGAAAUGAAAGGUGAACUCGAUAUUAUUUACAUCUCCUUGUUCAUACAUGUCUUUGAUUGGGAGCAACAGAUAACAGUGGCUAAACACAUGCUGCAACUUCUGGCAAGAAAACCAGGAUCGAUGAUUGUUGGCCGCGUUAUGGCUACCAGGAAUCAAGAAGCCCUGACUGCAACUAAGGCACGGAUGCCCUACUACUUCCAUGACAUGGCUAGCUGGCAACAUCUAUGGGACCAGGUGGAGAUGGAAACUCACAUCAAGUUGUCUGUGAACGCAUGGGAACAACCUGACGCAAUGGCGAAAAAACACCCUCUCCCGGGGGUCUACGUGCUUGGGUCUAUGAUUCGGCUGGAAUAA
Talaromyces amestolkiae is the source of this 840-nucleotide messenger RNA. RefSeq lists its product as uncharacterized. Lineage: Eukaryota; Fungi; Ascomycota; Eurotiomycetes; Eurotiales; Trichocomaceae. The record is from RefSeq and is a predicted model, not a curated record. The transcript has 4 exons. The coding region runs from base 1 to 840 and encodes 279 amino acids.